UGUUGUGGCCACGAGCCGUCAUCAUUGCGUCGGAGUGGAGUUGCCGUGGCAGCCCUGACGGGGCUCAGGAGGAUGGUGCAGAUGGAGAGGUGGCAGACGGGCCGGACCGGGGAUUGGACGGUGACCCCGAGGGAGUCUGGAGUCCAGACAUCGAGCAGAGCUUCCAUGAAGCCCUGGCCAUCUACCCUCCCUGCGGCAGGAGGAAGAUCAUACUUUCACGAGGGGAAGAUGUAUGGUCGAAAUGAGCUGAUUGCUCGCUAUAUCAAGCUACGAACAGGGAAGACGCGCACACGCAAACAGGUGUCUAGUCACAUUCAGGUUCUGGCGCGUAAGAGGGUACGAGAAUACCAGACCAGCAUCAAGGCCAUGAACUUGGACCAGGUAUCCAAAGACAAGGCACUGCAGACGGUGGCCAACCUCUCGUCAGCUCAGAUUGUGUCUGCUAGUGUAAUGAAACCCCAGACUCAGUUCGCUCCACCAGUCAGAUUUUGGCCCGGCCCUAUGCCAGGACAGGCUGGACAUUCUCAGGACAUCAAGCCCUUUGCACAGCCACCAUACACUACACUACCACCCACUGUCGCUGCACCUAUCAGCUAUGAGCCCCUGCCUCCCCAGCGUCCCGCCGCCAUAGCAGCUCCUGUAUGGCAAGACAGAACCAUCGCCUCAGCAAAACUACGGCUACUAGAGUACUCUGCAUUUAUGGAGAUCCAGAAAGAAAGGGAGAUGUAUAAACACCUUUUCGUGCUCAUUGGACCGUCAAACCCGGGUUACAAUGACCCCGUUUUGGAGUCCAUAGAUGUGAGGCAGAUUUACGACAAGUUCUCCGAGAAGAAGGGAGGCCUGAAGGAGCUGUAUGAAAAAGGGCCGCACAACGCAUUCUUCCUGGUCAAGUUCUGGGCGGACCUGAGCAGCGACAUCGAGGAAGGCUCCGGCGUGUUCUACGGCGUGAGCAGCCAGUACAGUGGAACAGAAAACAUUACCAUCAGUGUCUCAACGAAGGUCUGCUCCUUUGGCAAGCAGGUGGUCGAGAAGGUGGAGACAGAAUAUGCUCACAUGGAAGGAGGAAAGUAUGUGUUCCGCAUCCAUCGCUCGCCCAUGUGUGAAUAUAUGAUCAACUUCAUCCACAAGCUCAAACACCUGCCGGAGAAAUACAUGAUGAACAGCGUACUCGAGAACUUCACCAUCCUGCAGGUGGUGUCCAACAGAGAGACUCAGGAGACUCUGCUGUGCAUCGCCUUUGUGUUCGAGGUGUCCACUAGUGAACAUGGAGCACAGUACCACGUUUAUCGACUAGUUAACGACUAGCAGCACAUGGUGUGCAUGCAGAGACUCUCCACAGACUUUUUGAUACAUACAGCAUAAACACUAUUUCCAGCUCAAACACACAGAACCCCCACUCCUGUACUCUCAACACACUUGUUUUAACAGACCAACAGUCACACUCUAGUCACACCUCUUGUUUGUAUGUGUAUGCUUUUCCAUCACUGCAAACUAUGCACCCUUUUUUAAACAGCCCAUGACUUAAACACUAAAGUGAAGUUCUUUUAUUAUAGAUUUCUACAAAAAAGUGAGUAAUUAUCACCAAGUGUUGUGAUGUAAUCCAUGAAAUGAUUUAGUCACAUUAACCUCUCACCUGGAGAAACUGAUUGAGCACAUCUCAAUGUAUCAAGGUGCAUUAAAGGUGUUCGUCUUUUUUUUAUUGUAUCCACUGACAAGCAAAGGAAAAGACACAUAAGAGCUAAAUGCUAUAAAACAAGUUUAAUAUAGGGUAUUCUAUUUUCAUAUCCAUUAUAAGGGCAAUGUAGCUGUGGUGCACUAAAGAUGUAUAUUCUCUUUUCCUGGCAUAUGUAUUUACGGCAUAGGUGUGACUGAUGUGAGACCAGUUUGAAUAUAGAUUGGCAAUCAAAUCAUUUAAUCAGUGUUAAUGUUACUAUUCCACAAUGACUUUUCCUUCUGCAGUUUAGUAUCUCUGUAAGGAUUGAAAAGAGCCUUAAUUGGGGUAUCCUCUAUCAUUGCUUCGUGUGGAGAAUCAUUAUUAUACUCCACUUGGUUUAAUCAAAACUCUAAGGGAAAUGCAGCAGGAAAUAUAAGUCUGCCUCUUCCCAGAAUGCAAUUCACUACAUGUCUAGACGUAAAUGUCCUAUUUAUAUUUGAAACACGUUGUAAUGUGUAAAGAGAGCCAUCCUUUUAAGUGUUUAAGUUAGGCUCACCUGUCUUUGGAAUCAAAAAUAGUUCACAGCUAGUUUAAUAUUCAGUUCACACUUUAGUAUCAGCAGCAUUUUGAAAGAAAGAAAUGAUCUUUUACUGUUCAUUAACAAAAUCCAGUUUUAACUCUGACUGUGUGGGCUCGCUGCAGUAUUUCUACCUCCACGUGAGUUGGGAUAAGAAUGUGCUUUGGUUCAUAAAGCCUUAACCUGAGGAGCACUGAUGUAUAGGACGUGUACACUACACUUGUAAUGGUACUGUUUAUAAACCAAAACAAGGUAAAUAGACUCGUUUUUGUAAAGAUGAACUAUCUUUUUUUGUAUUGUACCAGCACGGCUAGAAGUGUUACUCUAAGCAUCAGAAAUGAUGGGUUGUUUUGGUUGUAUCUUUUUGGAUGUAUGCAAAAUGAUGUAUGGUACAGACCACACUACGGUCACCCACAGUGCACUGGGGUAGAUUUUUGUCUGAUAACACUAACAAAUUAUCCAGCUUUCAUUGCUUUUUUUCUCUUUUGUUCAAUGUAAUAUUUUUUGGUUUCUGGUACAAGUUGCUACCAGUCUUUUUUAUAUAGUAAGUGUUUUUUGACUCUAUUACGCCCUUUCCAGGCAGGAUUAUCUUUAACCAUGUGAAAAGUGACAACGAUUUGUCUCGACCAUGAAAGUAAAAGCCGACUGGUUCAGUUUUAAAUAACCAUAUUCACUUUCUGGUCAGCUAAAAAUGUUUAUUCUUUUAUUUUUCCUAUCACUGUACUCUGGUUGGCUGUGCCUCAUCACUCCUUUGGUCAAUUCUGCUCAGUGAAUUAAAUCUGUGCCUUCAUGCUGUACCAAUAAAAUCACAUGGUGUUUGCAAAAUUGUGUAUCAUUUAGAGU
Messenger RNA from Trematomus bernacchii (emerald rockcod), 3074 nucleotides. It is a transcript of the gene tead3a, whose product is annotated as TEA domain family member 3 a. Gene Ontology annotation, cellular component: transcription regulator complex. Lineage: Eukaryota; Metazoa; Chordata; Actinopteri; Perciformes; Nototheniidae. Gene Ontology annotation, molecular function: RNA polymerase II cis-regulatory region sequence-specific DNA binding; DNA-binding transcription factor activity, RNA polymerase II-specific. The record is from RefSeq and is a predicted model, not a curated record. Gene Ontology annotation, biological process: regulation of transcription by RNA polymerase II; hippo signaling; embryonic organ development.